Nerophis lumbriciformis (worm pipefish) is the source of this 969-nucleotide messenger RNA. Lineage: Eukaryota; Metazoa; Chordata; Actinopteri; Syngnathiformes; Syngnathidae. The record is from RefSeq and is a predicted model, not a curated record.
AUGAGCACCGGCCCAAAUCAUGGUGCCUUAGGCGUCAGUGGUGAAAACCCGAGGUCUGCUGUGUCACUCGCUGGACAUGUCCAGCAAGUUUUCAGACAUGUGAAGGUAGAAAACCUGGUUGCAGGACUAAGCGGAGGAGUUGUUUCAACGCUGGUUCUGCAUCCUCUUGACCUGGUCAAAAUCAGGUUUGCAGUGAGUGAUGGUUUGGAAUUGAGACCCAAGUACAAUGGUAUACUGCAUUGUAUGAAAAGUGUGUGGCACCAGGAGGGACUUAGGGGACUCUAUCAAGGAGUCACCCCCAACGUGUGGGGUGCUGGAGCCUCUUGGGGUCUCUACUUUUUUUUCUACAAUGCAAUCAAAGCUUAUGUAAAGGAAGGCCGCCAGGCAGAACUGAGUGCUACGGAACAUCUGGUGUCCGCAGCCCAAGCAGGGAUUUUGACACUCACCAUAACUAACCCCAUUUGGGUUACCAAGACCAGGCUUGUACUCCAGUACAGUUCAGACCCAACAAAUAAGCAAUACAAGGGGAUGCUUGAUGCCUUGCUCAAGAUCUAUCGCACGGAGGGAGUGGCAGGCCUGUACAAGGGUUACGUUCCUGGUCUAUUUGGAACGUCUCAUGGUGCGCUGCAGUUCAUGGCCUACGAGGAGCUCAAGAGAGACUACAAUAAAUACAAGAAAGUUCCUUCUGAUGCAAAGCUGAAUCCACUGGAAUACAUAACGAUGGCGGCACUAUCCAAAAUAUUUGCCGUGGCUACAACAUACCCAUAUCAAGUGGUUCGAGCUCGACUCCAAGACCAGCACAAUAGAUAUAACGGUGUUAUCGAUGUCAUCAAACGGACUUGGAGGAAUGAAGGCGCCACUGGGUUCUACAAAGGCAUCGUCCCCAACUUGAUUCGUGUCACUCCAGCAUGCUGCAUUACAUUUGUGGUUUACGAAAAUGUCUCCCGCUUCCUCCUUGGCCCAAGUUAA